ACUAUUUGCCAUCCAUGUGGCAUCGUUUUGUUGUUGUUAUAAAUCAGCGAGUGUGGAACUUCGGAAUAAAUAUGGAGCUUAAUUUGGAGCUACAGAAACUUAAAGAACUGGAAUUAAAGACGAAGGGACUGGCCGCCAGAAUAGAAACGACCAAAAAUUGCAAUGGUGAGCAGCUAGACGUCGAUCUAAUCCAGCUUCAAAUUGAGAACAAGAAGCUCAAGAACCGCCUGUUUAUUCUAAAAAAGUCAAUUGCUGAGGAAUCAAAAGCCGGUGGUGGAGUGGAACUCAAAGAUUGCUCUUCGAUCACCGAGCAUUUGGAAAGCGUUUUUGCGCAAGCAAUUGCAUCAGCCUUUCCGGAUUUUAAGGAUACACCUGUAGUAAUAGCACCGGUUAAUAGUUCUUCUGCCAAAUUCGGUGACUAUCAGUGCAACAAUGCUAUGGGAUUGUCGAAGAAAUUCAAAGAAAAUGGUAUUAGUAAAUCGCCACGUGAUAUUGCAACCGAGUUGAAAGGACAUUGUCCACCAUCGCCCAUUAUUGAAAAACUGGAAGUGGCUGGCGCUGGUUUUGUAAAUGUUUUUCUUAGCAAGGAGUUUGCAGCUCUGUCUUUAGGCAACUUGUUGCGUAAUGGUGUUAAGCCUCCUCAAGUUCUUAAGAAACGAGUUUUGGUCGAUUUUUCAUCGCCCAAUAUUGCCAAGCAAAUGCAUGUUGGUCACUUGCGAUCCACAAUUAUUGGCGAAUCGAUUUGUCGGCUAUUGGAGUUUCUUGAGCACGACGUGGUCCGUAUUAAUCAUCUUGGCGAUUGGGGAACACAGUUUGGCAUGUUGAUUGCCCAUUUGGAAGAUCGUUUUCCCAAUUACCUUAACGAAAGCCCACCAAUUAGUGAUUUGCAAUUGUUCUACAAGGAGUCGAAGAAACGAUUCGACGAAAAUGAAGAGUUCAAAAAGCGCGCUUACAGUCGUGUGGUUUCUUUGCAAAAAGGUGUUCCAAACUCCAUUAAAGCUUGGGAACUUAUUUGCAAUGUUUCCCGAAAGGAAUUCCAAACAAUUUAUGAACGAUUGGAUAUUUCCAUUAAGGAACGUGGUGAAUCUUUCUAUCAAUCCCGCAUGCUGUCUGUUGUCGAGUAUUUGCGAGAAAAAGGAUUGCUGGAGCAGGAUGAAGGAAGGGAGAUCAUGUGGCCCGACGAUUCAAGGACUGGCAUACCUUUAACCAUCGUUAAAUCGGAUGGCGGCUUUACGUAUGAUACUUCGGAUAUGGCCGCUAUUCGCCACCGAGUGCAAGAGGAACUUUGCGAUUGGAUUGUCUAUGUUGUGGACUCUGGACAAAGCACACAUUUCAACACAAUUUUCAAGGCUGCCGAACGUUGUGCCAUUCUAAAUCCACAAAGCCAUCGUGUAGAUCAUGUUCAGUUUGGUGUGGUUCUUGGCGAGGAUGGAAAGAAAUUUAAGACUCGAUCGGGUGAUACUGUUAAACUGGCCGAUUUGCUUGAUGAGGGAAUGAAGCGGUCGUUGCAACAAUUAGAAAGCCGAGGACGCGAUAAGGUUCUCACACCUCAGGAAUUAACGGACGCUCAGGAAGCCCUGGCCUAUGGAUGCAUCAAGUAUUCGGAUCUGUGUCAUAACCGGAUUAGCGACUAUAUAUUUUCGUUUGACAAGAUGCUCGAGGACCGCGGCAAUACUGCGGUUUACCUACUUUAUACAUAUACUCGCAUUUGCUCUAUUGCACGAAACUCCGGAGAAGACUUUUCCAAUUUGCCUGAAAUACUGAAUAAGGUCAAGAUUGAAUUGGCCCACGAAAAGGAAUGGAAACUAGCCAAAACUCUUUUGAAACUACACGACAUACUGAUCAAGUGUUCGAAAGAGCUUUUCCUGCAUUUCCUCUGUGAAUUCUGCUACGAGGUGUGCACAGUUUUUACCGAAUUCUACGACUCCUGCUAUUGUAUUGAAAAGAACAAAGCUGGCGAAAUUAUUAAAGUCAAUCACAGUCGAAUUUUGCUGUGUGAAGCAACUGCUGCCGUCUUACGCCAAUGCUUUUCUAUACUAGGCCUGAAACCAGUUUCGAAAAUGUAAAAUUUCUACAUUAAAUAUCUGACAUGAAUUGUACACAAAUAAAGUAUGAAAUUUGAUAAUUAA
Molecule: messenger RNA, 2129 nt
Organism: Drosophila ficusphila
Lineage: Eukaryota; Metazoa; Arthropoda; Insecta; Diptera; Drosophilidae
Gene: ArgRS
Product: probable arginine--tRNA ligase, cytoplasmic
Exons: 5
Coding region: 15-2066 (683 amino acids)
Biological process (GO): arginyl-tRNA aminoacylation
Cellular component (GO): cytoplasm
Molecular function (GO): ATP binding; arginine-tRNA ligase activity
Source: RefSeq, a predicted model, not a curated record